This is a messenger RNA of Fusarium pseudograminearum CS3096, 783 nucleotides long. RefSeq lists its product as uncharacterized. Gene Ontology annotation, biological process: FAD biosynthetic process. Bases 1 to 783 code for a protein of 260 amino acids. Gene Ontology annotation, molecular function: FMN adenylyltransferase activity. Lineage: Eukaryota; Fungi; Ascomycota; Sordariomycetes; Hypocreales; Nectriaceae. The record is from RefSeq and is a predicted model, not a curated record. The transcript is spliced from 5 exons.
AUGAUACCGACCCCGCCACCCCGCUCCUUGCGCGACAAGUGUCUCGAGCUCAGAGACAAGGUCGAAGCGUUUCUUACGGAGGAACCCGAGACAGAAACACUUCGCGAUGUGCAAUCCCAAGUCCGCAAGUCGAUAGAGGCCGUUGACGAAGCUCUACACAGAUAUCGACCGGAACAAAUAUCGUUAUCAUAUAAUGGGGGAAAGGACUGCCUCGUACUCCUCGUGGUGAUCCUCGCUCGCAUGGGUCGCAUCUACUACUCAACCCCCGAACCAUCCACCAACGGCGCUUCCGCUAUUACACCCCCCGAGAAACUCCAAUGCGUUUAUAUCGUCGCCGCGCAUCCAUUCCCCGAAGUAGACGAGUUUGUUGAAACGUCGAGCGCAGAGUACGGACUCGAAGUUGCGCGCUAUGUGUUGCCGAUGAAGAAGGGUCUCGAGAUAUAUCUAGAGGAACGACCGAGCAUCAAGGCUGUCUUUGUCGGAACGAGAAGGACAGAUCCCCAUGGCGAGAACUUGACUUUCUUUGACCCGACGGACGCUGGUUGGCCGUCGUUUAUGAGAAUACAUCCUGUAAUUGAUUGGCAUUAUGUACAAAUCUGGGCUUUUAUUCGCCACUUAGGAAUCGAGUACUGUCCCCUUUACGAUCAAGGGUAUACGAGUCUGGGCGGAAUAAAAGACACCCAUCCGAACCCGCAUUUAAAGAAGCAGGGACAGAACGGGGAAGGGUUCCGACCUGCGUACGAGUUGACGCAAGAUGAUGAGGAGCGACUGGGUCGCGAAUGA